CCUAUUUUAGCUGUGCUAAUGCAUCUGCCACCACAAGAUGAAAAUCGAGCAAACUUUUUCAAUCGCGUGUUAUUCUCGCAUCACAGUGGGUUACAACAGAACGAGAAUUUGUUGUUAGAAUUUGUAUUCUAUACGUUGGAUUCUAAAGGAGUUGAUGAAGCGCUGAAUACAUUCGAAGUGCACCUCACCACACCCCCCUAUAGCGAGAAUCCUGUCUUUUUAGGAUACGUUGGCUUGAUGGCCUAUGCGUUGUGGCAACGACGUUCUGGGCGAUUAAAUAACGAGAUUGAUUCGACAAGUGAAGAAGAGAAUCGGAUGGAGGUUUGUUCUUAUACGCCAAAGUAUUACUACUCAAUUGCGUGUCAAUCCCUGGAAACAUCACUUGAGUUGGAUAUUAAUAAUGAUUUAUUUCUUGAUACGUACAUCAAGCUCUUAGUCGCAAACGACGAAAUAGAUAAAGCAAUAUCGAUGGCAAAAAAAGCUUUUGAGAACAGUGAUAAUCGACUAACGACACACAGAAUACUUGUUACUCUUCUUUACACUUAUCAAGGAACUGAUAGGGAAUGGCUGUCCGUAGCGAAAUCUUAUCAUCAAUUGGAUCCCGUCGGCUGUCCAGAGAUUGCCUUAUUACCAUUAAUCGAGCACUAUGAUGCUGAUAUAAAGCGUUACGAUGUUGCUAGCAAGCACACAGGGAAGAUAGUCAGUCACAAAAUUGUGAAAGCCCACAAAGCUGUUCUGAAAAUGCUUUUUGCAAGAAUAGAACACGGCGAUGUACGAUGGGAGAUAUUAAAAGAAACUGUUAAGCGUAUACUACAUAUAGAUACACUAUCGCCAACAUCCCUCCACUCCCUAUUCUCUAGUCGCCCUUAUCUGCCUGGUUUGCUCUUUAAACAUCGACAAACAGAUACAUCUGUUUCUCGGCAAGGUCUUUUUGAUGUGAUUGGGCAAUACGUUGAACCGUUUGGUCAUUAUGUGGUUAAAGAUGAGGAGCUCACACUGAACUACAUUAGCAAGUUGAAGGAAGUUGUAGUGAAUAAGGGCGGAGAUGUCGACGACAUACCAUGGGAAGAGUAUAAACUUCGGAAGAAAAGGAAGAGUAAACAGAGUAACAGUGAUAGCGAAAGCGAAGGUGAAAGCGAUGCAAGUUAUUCAAAUAAUGACGAUGAUGGGUCUAUGUAUGGAGCGGAAUAUGAAUCUGAGUGA
Molecule: messenger RNA, 1203 nt
Organism: Paraglomus occultum
Lineage: Eukaryota; Fungi; Glomeromycota; Glomeromycetes; Paraglomerales; Paraglomeraceae
Source: the annotation of a GenBank genome assembly